Messenger RNA from Python bivittatus (Burmese python), 2685 nucleotides. The record is from RefSeq and is a predicted model, not a curated record. NCBI's taxonomy places the organism in Eukaryota, Metazoa, Chordata, Lepidosauria, Squamata, Pythonidae.
AGCGUUGCUGCCCCAAGUAUUGGCUAGAAUUAGGUCCCCGGCGGCUGCAUUUCUUCUGUCCUUUCCCUCUUCUUUUCUCAGCCUCAGAACUUGUUCCCCGGCGGUGGGGCGGGGUGGGGCUCCAGAAUUCUUGUCUGGAUUCCUCAAAAGAUUGUCUGUAGUUGUUGGGGGAGCAGUGAUGCUGCGAUGCUGUCCCAAUUUGUUUUGGGAGAUAGGUAGGUAGGUAGGUAGGUAGGUAGAUAAUUAUGGAAAGGGCACCACCAGGAAAUCCUUAAGGUGAAGUGAACCUGGGACGUUGAAGAAACAUCCCAUAAGAAGGCAGGGAUGAGCCACUUCCAUGUUGUUGGCGGGGAAACCAGGCAGCUGUGUUUGGGUGGCCACCAAGAGAGGAGCUGAAUAUUGAAGGAGUUGGGCUUGUUUGAAAACGUUUGCUCAGGAUAGCAGUCUGGGGUUAGUUCCAGGGUUAGACUGGGUGUCCCUCUCCCAUUUAGCAGCACAAUCCCCUCCCCAUGCCCACCCCCUGAGGUCUCAGUUUUCUUCUGGUGAGAGAGUGACUUGACCCAAGCAUAGAGCCGAGUCAGACGUCCCCUUUUACCUCCUGUCUCCCACCCCACAUGGAGUAACAGACUUUUCCUGCCCUUGGUCAGCCCCUGGGUUUGGGUUCUUUGGCGGCUUUCCGUAGCUCAUAACCCUAAUCUCAUGACGGUGGACUAUGUUUUCCCUUUAAAAUAGCUUUUCCUUCCUCCUUUCCCCCUUCCAGAUCGUUGACCCCCAGAAAGGUCAGCUCCAGACAGUGCUGUAGGAAGACUUCCUGAUGCCUGCAGCCUGGGAGGAGCGCCAUGGAUUUGACUAAGAUGGGUACGAUUCAGCUCCAGAACGCCAGCCACGCUACCGGGCUUCUCCAGAAAGCCAACCAGAUGCGCCUGGCGGGGACCCUGUGCGACGUGGUGAUCCUGGUGGACAGCCAAGAGUUUCAUGCCCACCGGACUGUCUUGGCAUGCACAAGCAAGAUGUUCGAGAUCCUGUUCCACCGCAACAGUCAGCAUUAUACCUUGGACUUUCUCUCGCCGAAGACCUUCCAGCAGAUCCUGGAGUAUGCCUACACUGCCACCUUGCAGGCUAAAGUUGAAGACCUUGAUGACCUGCUCUAUGCGGCCGAGAUCCUCGAGAUCGAGUACCUGGAGGAGCAAUGCUUGAAGAUCUUGGAGACCAUUCAGGCGUCAGAAGACAACGAUGCCGAAGUCAACAUAGCCGACGGCGCUGCCGAAGAAGAGGAAGACCGGAAGUCCAAACACAUCAAGAACAUCCUCAUCUCCAAGCAUUCCAGCGAAGAGAGCGGCUACUCCAGCCUGGCCGGGCAGAGCCUGAUGGGGACGGUGGUGGAGCACAGCCCCUCCGUCUCCACUUCCUUUGGCCUGGCGGCCAUGAGCCCCACCAAGGCCGCUGUGGAUAGCUUGAUGAGCAUUGGCCAGUCGCUGCUGCAAGGGGCUCUGCCCCAUCACGCUCUCGAGGACUUGCACUCUGCCGAUGGCCGGUGCCCGGCCGUGGCCGAAAUGAAGACCGAAGCCAUGCAGGUGGAGGAGGCCCCCGGUCUCGGGAGCCCGAGGUCAGCAGAGCUGAGCGCUUCUGCAGGGGACAAGGCGGAGGACAAAAGCAAGCAAGGGCCGGGCACCCCGACCCGAAGCAGCGUCAUCACAAGCGCCCGGGAGCUGCACUACCCCCGGGAUGAAGGCGCAGAGCAGCCUGCCGAGGCGGUCCAAGGCCCCCCAGUCGGGCCGGAGCUCUUGGCUUCUCACGGGGAGAAGCCGAUAGGCAUCUACUCGGUGCUGCCGAACCACAAGAGCGACUCCGUGCUGGCCCUCCCGGCCUCCAUGGCCCCAACUCUGCACGUGCAGCCGGCCCUCGCCGUCUCCAUGGACUUCGGCUCCUAUGGAGGGCUGCUCCCGCAGGGCUUCAUCCAGAGAGAGCUCUUUAGCAAACUUGGGGAACUGGCCGUGGGGAUAAAAACCGAGAACCGGACUGUCGGCGAACAGUGCAGCGUUUGCGGGGCGGAGCUGCCGGACCACGAGACGGUGGAGCAGCACAGGUANCUGCACAGUGCAAUGAAGACAUACGGGUGUGAAUUGUGCGGAAAAAGAUUCCUUGACAGCCUCCGCCUUCGGAUGCACUUACUGGCUCAUUCAGCAGGUGCCAAAGCCUUUCUCUGUGAUCAUUGUGGUGCACAGUUCUCUAAAGAAGAUGCCCUGGAAACUCACAGGCAGACACACACCGGUAAGUCUUCUUUUGAGUUGUUAUCUUCCAAAUUCCUCAGCAUUUUGUGAAAAUAUCCUCUUAAGGAGGUGGUUGGUGGCAUUCUUCUUCCUAACCUUGGCCUUUUUCUUGAAUCAGCAGUAGCAGUAAAAUUUUCCAUUAGACCAACCUUUCACCAGUAUGUUCUGUGGGUACUGAUGAUGUUGAUAUUGAAGGCAAGGAGAAUUCUUAACACUGGAGAGGAAGUCUAGUCUAUGCCUCCCUAGUUUCUCCUCCACAUUUUCACACUGGGAGCUUGGUCAGGAAAGGUGUUGGAAGAUCUGUAUUUGUGGUGCCUCCACUAAAGAUCCCAGAUGGUCCAAGUUUAAUGACCACGUAGAAGAUACCAGUUGGGAAGGCUGACCUUGGUCAGUUAGGCAGUCUAGAAAUAGAAAU